AUGAGGAAGUCGAUACUCGAAGGCCCUCGGCGGCGCUUGGUCGAACUCUUGGUCUUUGUCUCGGCGGCAACAGCAACCACAAUCAGCGUCGGAAGCACAUCACUCAGUCUUUCUAAUUUUCAGCUGAUCACAGAGCUCUCUGUUCCACUGGGUUGCUUGUUAUCAUAUAACAACCCCAUCGAAGGAUGCGAAGCUACCGACUUUGGCAGCACGGGAACGUGCUCCCAGAAAUGCAGAGUUGGUCUGACUCGCAUGCAAAGUAAUCUCCAGGACGCUUGUCAGUCUGUUCAAGUACAGAUCAACACGAUACUUGGCCAAGCUCUGUCCGGAAACCUGGUCAAUUUGCUUUGCGGCGCCCUAAACCAACAGACGUCAUCGGCAGUGCAAACGAUAUCUACCACGACGAUAAUUGUACUGCCUUCGACCAGCGCUGUUGCUCCUCCUUCACCUCCACCUCCGCCUCCGCCGGCCACGACGUCCGUCGCUCCACCGCCGCCACCGCCAGCAACAUCAUCAAUAUCAAUAUCAACGCCACUACCUCCGCCGUCGAGCCAGGCGCCCCUCCCUCCUGCAACUACGGCGAUACCGCCAGUGUCCAGCCAGGCGCCCCCUAUCAUACCUCCUACUACUAUUAUCACUUCAACAACUUCGACCGAGAGCCAGGCAUCACCUCAAAGCACCACUUCGGCCCCGGUCAACCCUCUCGAUGCUUUGCUCAUGAAUGGGGCCGUGGCCAGCGCGCCAAGAGCGUUUCUCGCGUGGGGUCUACCAGUCCUGGCCGUUGUCAUGUAUGGAAUUGCUUGA
Molecule: messenger RNA, 804 nt
Organism: Colletotrichum godetiae
Lineage: Eukaryota; Fungi; Ascomycota; Sordariomycetes; Glomerellales; Glomerellaceae
Exons: 1
Coding region: 1-804 (267 amino acids)
Source: RefSeq, a predicted model, not a curated record